AGGGCAGCUGGGACACUCAGCUCCCUCAGCUGUCCCCGGGCUCUCACACAUCCCUGCCCCACGAGAGAAUUCUCUUCACUGUAGUCAGUCAGUACUGUUAGAGUCCAGUUUUCCUAGCCAAGAAGUUACAGAAACAUGUCCUCUGAAGAAUGAGUUCCACCUGGAACGUUCUGUUUCCUCGAAGCUACGAAGAAACUUCCCAAGCUGCCUGUCUUCCUGGAAAACUCCUCCUCAUGCCCUAAAUUGUUCUCAGUCAGAAGCUCAGCUCAAAGCGGCAAGCAACGGACUACCUCUUGCUCCUCUGCAAACAUUUACGGAUGAGGAGAUGAUGAUCAAGAGCGCAGUUAAAAAAUUUGCCCAAGAACAAGUUGCUCCUUUUGUUUCAAAAAUGGAUGAAGAGUCAAAAAUGGAAAAAUCCAUAAUACAAGGAUUAUUUCAUCAAGGGUUGAUGGGUAUUGAAAUUGACACAAAAUAUGGAGGAACAGGAGCUUCAUUUUUUUCCUCUGUCCUAGUGAUAGAGGAGUUAGCCAAAGUUGAUGCAUCUGUGGCUCUGCUAUGUGACAUUCAGAACACAUUAAUUAACAGGAUGAUUGGAAAAUAUGGAACAGAAGAACAGAAGGCUACCUAUUUGCCCAAGCUAGCUACAGAAAAGGCAUCAAGUAUCUGCAUUUCAGAGACUGGAGCAGGUAGCGAUUCAUUUGCUAUGAAGACCAGAGCUGAUAAAAAGGGAGAUUAUUACAUCAUCAAUGGGUCAAAGAUGUGGAUUAGCAGUGCUGAGAUUGCUGGGCUGUUCGUGGUAAUGGCAAAUGCAGACUUUUCUGCUGGGUAUAAAGGAAUUACCUGCUUCUUGGUCGAUGGUGAUACCGAGGGCCUUCAUGUAGGGAAACCAGAGAACAAAUUGGGAAUCAGAGCAUUUUCCACCUGCCCAGUCACAUUUGAAAAUGUCAAGGUUCCAAAAACAAAUAUCCUGGGGCAAGUUGGGCACGGCUAUAAGUACGCCAUCGGGAGUCUUAAUGAAGGCAGAAUAGGAAUCGCUGCACAGAUGCUGGGACUGGCUCAAGGCUGUUUUGACUGCACUAUUCCAUAUAUUAAAGAAAGGGAACAGUUUGGCAGAAGGGUAUUUGAUUUUCAGGGGCUCCAACACCAAGUGGCUCACAUGGCCACCCAGCUGGAAGCUGCACGAUUACUGACAUACAAUGCUGCGAGGCUCUUAGAAGCUGGAAGGCCAAUGAUUAAAGAAGCAUCUAUGGCCAAAUACUAUGCAUCAGAGCUGGCAGGCCUCAUUACCAGCAAGUGUAUCGAGUGGAUGGGAGGAGUGGGCUACACCAAAAGUUACCCUGUGGAAAAAUAUUUCCGAGAUGCGAAGAUUGGCACGAUUUAUGAAGGAACUUCAAAUAUCCAGCUGAACACCAUCGCAAAGUGCAUCGGUGCGGAAUACUGACAGGACAGCCAAAGAAGCGGGCCCCCUCCCUGGUACCACUGGCGUUAAAUUUUAAACUGUGUGCCUUGCUGGGGGCUGUGGACCUCCAUCUCACUGAGUGAUUUCAUUUGGGCCCUUCAUCUUGCAUCUGAGACCCUUUCUGUCUUUUCUUUACAAUCUGCUUAACUUGGGCAUAGAAAAUCAUUUUUAAAAUUUGGGAAUAAAUGUACCAUAUUUUCUCCAAAACUAUUUUUAAAGCUCUGUAUGCAUUAUCAUUCUAGCUACUGAAUGUGUGUGCUCCGGGGUCCCCAUGACCCAACUAGAGAGCCCGUGUGCCUCAGCCAAAGAUCCCACAUGACAGAAAACCUGACACAGCCAGAUAAAUGAAAAAACAUUUUAAAAUAAAUAAAUAAAAGAUGAUCAGACUUAAAAAAAAUAAAAAGUCUCUACAUUAGUUUUCAAGUAUGAAGUUUAAAUAAUUUAAUAAUCAGAAUAUACUCAACAUUGUAAUAUUCAUUUUACCAACGAUGCUGUUUACUUCUGUUUAUAUUGAAUACUUAAGCUUCAAUUUAAAUUGAAUACUGAGUAAAAUUGUUUACUCAAGCUUAGUUAUUGAGCUUUAUCAUGAUAGGUAAUUCAGAAAUUAUACUUUAGUUUGGUGAUUCUCCAGAGGGGUUAUCUUACCCUCUUAAUGAAGUGUAUUAAAAUCUUGUAAGGAAGGAGAAAUACAAGAGAGCUGUAGGGUUCAAAAAGCAGAUUGAGAUAUUAUAAAAAAAAAAAAAGGACAUAUCUGGGAAGGCAAAAAUCUGUUGUUUUACAGUCAAAUUAUGGAAAGGCAAAGCUCAACAAAAUAUCUAGCUGGCAAUGCCAGUUCUUCAGUAUCAGGGAUUCUCGACCAGGAGAAGAGGAUCUAAGUCCUCUGUCCCCUAGCGGGGAGGUGGACAGUGAAGGGCUGAGUGUGUUGUAUUUCCUGAGACAGGGCAAGGAUUAGAGGUGUUGGAGAAUGUUUCACCGUUCAUCCAGUUGUUUAAAGCAAUCACUGCUGUCAAAUGGGAAGCACUUUAGUACUUUAAUGAAAGGAUGACGUUUAUUAAGAAAACUUGACAUUUUCAAAGUAAUUUUGCUUUACACAUUCAUGUUCUUCAAAUUUGUAUAAUGCAUAUCAUGGUUAAGUAUUCAGAAUUGUGUAAGUACAGUGGAGAUAGGAGUUACGUCAGAAUAUUAGAAAGACAUAUGGACAAAUUUAGACCUCUGAUCAAAAGAGAUCAAGUCUACUUAACUUUCAGAUAGGGAGCUGACAGAAACUAAUCAUUCAGUCUUUCAGAACAAAAGGACAGUGCUCUGAUAAGGAAAGUAGGGAUGGAUGAAUUGUCCUAAAGCGGGGCAGGGACAUCUUUGAUUUCUGUGGUUAUUUGAGUGAGGUGGGCUUUUCAGAUGACAGAGUAGAAACCAACAUCAGUAAUACUAACUUCCUCCCCUAGAGUUAUAAACGUGAAGCUACAAUAAACCUUGUUCAGAUUAGCAGUACGAGAGAGGCUUCUGUGUAUACCUGAACCUUGAAUUUGUAUUUCAUAUUGAUACAGUUCUAAUUGUGUGUAUGUUUUUGUACAUGUUCGCAAAUAACAGUUGAAAAUCAUGUAUUAUAGUUAGUAUCUGUCCCUGCCUUCUUCCAUUAGUGAAUUUUGUUAUUGUACCAUUUACCAAAGAGGAUGUGGUAGGUUUUCCUCAUAGUUCUUCCAUUAUAGCUUUUCUUAAUAACCAUGACUUUGGGAGUUUUGAGUUUGUGUCCAGUGGAAGGACAGGCUUGUUUACCUCCUGAAACCUGUCAUUACUGUUUGUUAAUUUGAGGAUAGGGCCAUUACGGGGCCCAGAAGGAAAAGCCUUGAACACAAGCACCAAGUCAUAUUUAUGUGGGCAGAGCUGGACUCACCCCAACUGCCACGUUAGCAUUGUCAGGAAUUUCACUUUACAACACAAAAAUGAAUCGGUGUCAAAGAUUUUAGAAUUAUGGAAAGCUCCCAAUUCCUGGUGUCUCGGUAAAGAAUCUGCCUGCAAUACAGGAGACCAGAGUUCAGUCCCUGGGUGGGGAAGAUCCCCUGUAGAAGGGAGUGGCUACCCACGCCAAUACUCUUGCCUGGAGAGUUCCAUGUACAGAAGCGGGAUACAGUUCAUGGUGUCACAAAAAGUCAGACACAACUAAGUGACUAACACUUUCACUUUCAAAUCUUAGAAAGACUUGAGAGAACCAUCCAGCCAACUCUCUUCAUUUUAAAAGUGAAGGAUUUGGCAAAACUAAUACAGUUAUAUAAAGUUUAAAAAUAAAAUUAAAUUAAAAAAAAAAAAAAAAGUGAAGGAUUCAUAUAGCCCAGAAUACUUACCCGAGAUCAUCCGUCCAGGGCCAAAGAUAAGACAGAGAUCCAAAUGUACUGGCUCCCAAUUCUGUGCUCUUCCUACUGUUUACCACUGUCUCUGUUCAACACAUUCUGGAUUUCAUCCUUGUUAUAUUUCAGUCCUCUUAUUGAUUUAUUUUAGGUUUAACUGAUAAAAGAAUAACAUGUCAGAAGUGUUAAGACUGAUGGGUGUCAUUACUUACAUUUAUAAAUCACCUGACGAAUAUACCAGCUCUCCUAGUAUGUAGCUGGUAUGUCAAAUGUGAGGAUGAUUGUAAUCACUUGGUUUUAUGAUUAUGAUGUGUUUUAGUAAAUGCACUAAUCCUUGCUGAUGUAUUUUUGCUGAUCUUUCAGAAUGUAAAACUUUUGUUGUAAUGGUACACAUCAGACUGUAAUCAGUGUUACAAAAUCAAUAUUCUAUGGAGAAGGAGAAAAUAAAGCACUACCUGGAGGCUUUUGCUACUUUAAUAAAGCAGAGUUGUUUGUUAUGCGUACAGAAGUAAGAAAACCAUGUAGUCUUCCCGCAAGACAGAGCCUGUGCCUUUGUUUACCAAGCUGGUAGCUUGCCUGUCAUGUAAGCUGAUUUUGUUUGUUUUCAGGGAAGAGACCAAUUUUAAAUUCGUGAUGCUAAAUAAAAUUUUUACCAGAUUGA
Molecule: messenger RNA, 4462 nt
Organism: Bubalus bubalis (water buffalo)
Lineage: Eukaryota; Metazoa; Chordata; Mammalia; Artiodactyla; Bovidae
Gene: ACADSB
Product: acyl-CoA dehydrogenase short/branched chain
Exons: 11
Coding region: 326-1441 (371 amino acids)
Cellular component (GO): mitochondrion
Molecular function (GO): flavin adenine dinucleotide binding; acyl-CoA dehydrogenase activity
Source: RefSeq, a predicted model, not a curated record